This is a messenger RNA of Benincasa hispida (wax gourd), 2571 nucleotides long. Lineage: Eukaryota; Viridiplantae; Streptophyta; Magnoliopsida; Cucurbitales; Cucurbitaceae. The record is from RefSeq and is a predicted model, not a curated record.
AUGGAUGCUGUAGUCGGGGUGGUAGUGGAGUAUACAAUUAGACCCAUUUUGCAUCAACUAGGUUACCUCUUUCGUUACAAUGGAAAUGUCAAGAAACUUCAAGAGAAACAUAAAACUCUCGAGACUACUAGAGAUACCGUGCAAAUUUUGGUUAGUCAAGAUAAAGGCAAAGGGAAUGCAAUUUUCGAUGAAGUUACCAAGUGGUUGGAUAAUGUGAAGGAAGUUUCGAACAUGACAAAACAAAAUAAAGAACUUAAUCCCUCGUGCUUUAAUUUUGUCAAACGACAUCGAUUAUCUAGAAAAUCAAAGAAGAUGGUGGAAGAUAUUGCUGAACUCAUAAAUGAAGGAAGAAGGUUUAAUAAAGAUCGUAUUGGUUAUCCUGUACCUUCUUCAGAUACUAAUUGUCCUACCAUCCCUACAGAUUAUCAAAUUAUUGAGUCAAGAACUUUAUUGGUUGAAAAUAUUAAAGAUGCACUUGCAAAUCCUAAUGUGAACAAAGUUGGAGUAUGUGGUAUGGGAGGUGUUGGGAAAACUUCGUUGUUGAAUGAAGUUAAGAAGUUAGUGUUGGAAAACAAUUUGUUUGAUCGAGUGAUUCAGGUGGAAGUGGGUCAAUCCAAGAGUGUAAUCGACAUUCAAGAAGAAAUUAGAGGUGCAUUAAAUAUGCAAUGUGGGAAGAUAACAGCAUCUCUCCUACAAACUCAUAUUAUUGAGAGGAAAGAGAAUAUCUUGUUUAUGUUGGAUGAUUUGUGGAAGGAUUACGAUCUUGAAAAAGAGUUUGGGAUUCCUUGUCGUUCAGAAUCGAGGACGGAAGGGUGUAAGAUACUUAUGACAAGUCGUUCUCGACAUACAUUAACAAAUCAAAUGAAUAUAGAAAAGUUGUUUGAGGUGAAUCCUGUAACGAAAAAAGAGUCUUGGAUGUUUUUCACCGCAAUAGUUGGCGAGUAUGUUGAAGAUGGAUAUAUACAACAAAUAGCGAAGGAUGUGGUCAAUGAAUGUGGAGGAUUACCAAUUGCACUUAAAGUUAUAGCAAAAGCAUUGAAGGGAAAGAGAGUAGAGAUAUGGAAGGAUGCUCUCAAGAAAUUGAAAAAUCCAGUUGUAGUGAAUAUUUCAGGAGUGAGUGACCGAUUGUAUUCUUGUCUUCAAUUCAGUUACGAUUCAAUAGAAGAUGAAGCUAAGUUAGUAUUGCUUCUAUGUAGUGUAUUUCCAGAUGAUCACAGGAUUUAUGUGAAGGAUUUGCAGAUGUAUGCAGUGGGUAUGGGAUUUCUAAAUCACAUAAAUACUUGGGAAGAUGCAAGGAAUAGAGUGAUUAAGUUGGUUGAUGAUCUUAAAUCCUCUAAUUUACUUCUAGCGCCUGAUGAAGAAGAAGGGGAGGAAUACGUUAAAAUCCACGAUGUGAUACACGAUUUUGGCAAAUACAUUGCAUCAAAGACAGAUAAGAUGUCAUCAUUGACCUAUAGGAGUGGACAAAAGGAAUUGCAGGAAAAUGAUAGACAUGGAACUUAUAAUGCAAUCUAUUUAAAUUGUUCGGAGUUUCUCAACUAUCCCCAAAAGUUAGAGCUUCCAAACCUUCAGCUGUUAAUAUUAAGAAACGUUCUUUUGGAUUAUAAAGUGAUUCCGAUUCCGGUUGCUUUUUUUGAAGGAAUGAACGGGGUUCGAGUUUUGGAUGUGAGAGUUGCGCAUUUGGGUCAACCACAAUUGACAUCAUUAACCCAAUCGUUAAAGAACCUUCAAACAUUGUGCUUGUCAAACUGUGGAUCUAUUGAUAUUGAUACAAUUAGUCAGCUAAAGAAAUUAGAAAUUUUGAGGAUUCAUCAUUGUAUAAUUAAAGAAGUGACCGUAACUAUGAGUGAAUUGACACAACUUAAGGUGUUGGAUUUUGCGAACUGUUCUAGCUUGAAGGUUAUUCAUCCAAACGUUAUUGCAAAUAUGACAAGGCUAGAGGAGUUAAAUUUAGAGACGGACUUCAAAAGAUGGGGAGAGAACGUAAGUUACAAAAAGAAAUUGAUUAAGAAUGCCGAACUUUCGGAAUUGAAUUGUCUUACACAUCUUUUAUAUUUAAACGUAACAAUUCCGAAUAUUCACACUCUGUCAAAUGAGUUAAGCAUAGAAAGAGUGCAGAAUUUAGAAAAAUUUUGUAUUCAUGUUGGUGCUGGGUACGCCAUGAAGAAUGAGAGAUGGGCAAGAAUCUUGAUUCUUCAUAUAAAGUCACCCAUUGAUUCAAUUGGUGAGAUACCACAUAUACUAUUACAAAAAUGUGAACAACUGGAUGUACAAGAUUCAGUGGGUUUUACAAAGAUUAUUUACAAUCCAAGUGGAAAUAAUAUAAGUUAUCCUCAUUUGAAGCAACUAAAUAUUUGCAUUAACAAUAAUUCCAAAGCAAAAAUUUACUUUAGUGAAGACGAGGAUGAAGACGAAGACGAAGACGAAGACGAGGACGAGGACGAGGACGAGGACAAGGACGAAGACGAAGACGAGGACGAAGACGAGGACGAAGACUUGGAUAUGCAACGUGGGAUUGGGGAUAUCACUCCUGAUUUUCAGGUAAAGCAACAAAUUAUGGUUACAACUUAG